AUGUUCGAUUUGAUCAUCAUACUUCUCCACCAGGCACCUGAAUUCCCAGAUUUCACUGCCAAAGUGCUCCAAGCUGUCAAUUCCCUGGGUGGUCGUGUAUUCCCCAAACUGAAUUGGAGUGCCCCAAAGGAUGCCAACUGGAUUGCACUCAACAGUUCCCUUCAGUGUCAGACCCUGAGUGAAAUAUUUCUUCUCUUCAAAAGCUCGGACUUCAUCACUCAUGACCUCACGCAGCCAUUUCUUCACUGCAAUGACCAGGAUUCCCCUGAUCCUGUUAUCCGCUAUGAGCUGGUCCUAAGAAAGUGGACAAUCAGCCAAAGAGACUACACUCAGUAUUAUCCGCACAUCUUGAAGCAGGAGGAGUCCAUCAUUCAUGCAAUCCAAGAUUUUUUUAGCCAACACAUCCAGUAUCGCUUCUUGGAUGAUGACUUUGUAUUGGACGUGUACAGAGAUAGCCAGGGAAGAGUGUGGCUCAUUGAUUUGAACCCAUUCGGCAAGGUCACUGACUCACUUCUGUUUACCUGGGAGGAGCUUACAUCCGGUGGAGAAAUCAUCCAGCCACAGGACCGUCCGGCUUUCCGCUACACCACUAGCGACGUGACGGUGCAGCCCAGUCCCUGUUUGAGCUACCGUAUUCCGCGUGAUUUCGUUGAUCUUUCCACCGGGGAGGACGCUUACAAGCUGGUUGACUUUCUAAAGCUGCAGAAAAAGCAACAGGAGGACGAUGAAGAUGAGACAACACAGCAGAGUUGA
Molecule: messenger RNA, 753 nt
Organism: Corythoichthys intestinalis (scribbled pipefish)
Lineage: Eukaryota; Metazoa; Chordata; Actinopteri; Syngnathiformes; Syngnathidae
Gene: cdc123
Product: cell division cycle 123 homolog (S. cerevisiae)
Exons: 9
Coding region: 1-753 (250 amino acids)
Cellular component (GO): cytoplasm
Source: RefSeq, a predicted model, not a curated record